Molecule: messenger RNA, 222 nt
Organism: Protopolystoma xenopodis
Lineage: Eukaryota; Metazoa; Platyhelminthes; Monogenea; Polystomatidea; Polystomatidae
Source: the annotation of a GenBank genome assembly
AUGCGGAGGCCUGACGUUGAUUCGAAGUCGGUGGAGGAGGGUUCUUUUCUGCUGGUGCACAUCAAUGACGACAAAUUCGUUGGAGGACUUUACUUUCGUUUUGAAGCUGGUAUAGCACAGUCUUCCUGCCCUCGGAUGUUUAGUCGAAUUUCCCAUAAGACAGGUUCGUGGCGCGAAGCAGCAGCACGCAGUGGUCAGGAGGCAGGAGUUACGACGAUGUAA